GAUAUUUAUAUGGCUCGUCCUUGUUAUCCCUUGUUCGGCUCGGGCUGUGGCGGGCCAACAACAACCAUGGUUUCCUCUUCUUCAUUCUCAGCUCUCUCCCAUCCUUCCUUUCAAAUUCCAUAUACCAAUUUGGAUUUCUGUGAAAAACCCAGUAACCUUCAUAACAGAGUUCAAAUUAAGAGCUAUAGAAGACCCGCCACAGUCGUUGUUUCUUCUAGUUCUUGUCAAAGGUCUUCUCCUUCACCAUCUCGCCGGGUUCUUCUUCAUGGCUCUGUUUCUCUGGCUGCUUCAGCAGCCAUUCUUCUCUGCUCAGGUCCAGCUGAAGCCGGAUUUCUAUCAGGAUCAACCGGGAUGGAAUCAAUUCCUGGUCCUGAGUUGCCUCAAGUCGACUUUCUUAAGCGCUUCAAUGAAGAAAACCAGAAAAAGUAUGCUGAGAAUGAUGCAAGAUUCAAAUCAACUCCAUUGCUCAAGGGGCUACUAGAAAAAUCCAAGCUGAACAAAGAAAGGAAUAGUAAAGAAAUUCAAGACAAGUACUGCAUACGUGGGGCAGAGUGGGGAAUUGGAGAUUGCUCGGCAGAGGGAAUGUCACCUGACGAGAAAGACAAGUUCAUUGCUAUGUUGAAGGAGAAGGCUGGUGUCAAGGAUUGACUGAGAGACCCUGGUUUUGCUUUGUUUCAAGCUUAAUUUCUUAGUCCUUAGAUUUGUUUUUUCCAUUUGAAGACCUUGAUACGUGCCUUUGUAAUAUGAAUACUUAUACUGAUCAUGAGUUC
Molecule: messenger RNA, 770 nt
Organism: Prunus avium (sweet cherry)
Lineage: Eukaryota; Viridiplantae; Streptophyta; Magnoliopsida; Rosales; Rosaceae
Source: RefSeq, a predicted model, not a curated record